GUUAGUGGCAAAUGAAGACAGUCGGUGCAGCAGGGACUCCAGGGAAUGAAUGGAUUUUUUUCCAGCGGCAGUGAAAGAAAUCCGACAUUAACACUGGCAUUAUAAAAGGGCGUAAUGUGUGGCCGACUACUGAAGAGGUUUGUUGCUUUUUGGACAUUGGUUUCCCUAAGGACAGCUACUGGGCUUGCUGGAGAGGGAAGAUCUGUGUGGAAAAAGGACCCCAACUUCAGUCCUGUGAGUGAAACACAGAUGUUUCUGUAUGACACUUUCCCCAAAGAGUUUCUCUGGGGCGUAGGGACAGGGGCAUUGCAGGUGGAAGGCAGCCGGAGGAAGGAUGGGAGAGGAUCCUCCGUAUGGGACCAGUUCAUCCACACAGCGUUCAGAGGUGCCGACAGCACAGAUGUUUCCAGUGACAGUUAUACCUUGUUGGACAAAGAUUUGUCAGCCUUGGAUUUUUUGGGAGUUACUUUUUAUCAAUUUUCAAUUUCAUGGUCAAGACUUUUCCCCACUGGAGUGGUAGCAGCUCCCAAUGAAAAAGGACUUCAGUACUAUAAUAGUCUUAUUGAUUCUCUAGUCUACAGAAAUAUUGACCCCAUGGUUACUCUGUAUCACUGGGACCUGCCCUUGACACUGCAAGAAAAAUAUGGGGGAUGGAAAAAUGAAUCCGUAAUUGAUAUCUUCAAUGACUAUGCCACCUUUUGCUUCCAGACCUUUGGGGAUCGUGUUAAGUAUUGGAUUACAAUCCACAAUCCGUAUUUAGUUGCUUGGCAUGGGUAUGGCACAGGUAUUCAUGCUCCUGGAGAGAAAGGGAAAAUAACAACUGUCUACUCUGUAGGACACAAUUUGAUCAAGGCUCAUGCAAAAGUUUGGCAUAACUACGAAACACGCUUUCGACCACAUCAGAAGGGGCUGAUGUCCAUAGUAUUGGGAUCCCACUGGAUUGAACCUAACAGAUCAGAAGAUGCUUUGGACAUUUCUAAAUGUCAGCAGUCUAUGGAGAGAGUACUUGGAUGGUUUGCUAAACCCAUCUAUGGGGAUGGCGAUUACCCAGAAGAACUGAAAAAUGAAUUAUCUUUUUUGCCAAGUUUUACUGAGGAUGAAAAAAACUAUAUAAAGGGAACAGCAGACUUCUUUGCAUUUUCCUUUGGUCCUAAUAACUUUAAACCUCCAAACACUCUACCAAAAAUGGGACAAAAUUUGUCCCUCAAUUUGAGGGAAGUCCUCAACUGGAUUAAACUGGAAUACAACAGUCCUCGAAUCUUGAUCGCAGAGAAUGGCUGGUUCACCGACAGCCACGUGAAAACGGAUGACACCACAGCCAUCUACAUGAUGAAAAACUUCAUUAAUAAGGUUUUACAAGCUAUUAAAUACGACAACAUAGAUGUGUUUGGUUACACAGCCUGGUCGCUCCUUGAUGGCUUCGAAUGGCAACAUGGCUACAACAUCAGGCGCGGAUUAUUUUACGUAGACUUCAAAAGUGAAAAAAAGGAAAGGAUUCCCAAGUCAUCAGCACUUUAUUAUAAACAAAUCAUACAAGAAAAUGGCUUCUUCCCAAAAGAGUCUACCCCAAGUUUGCAAGCUCAGUUUUCCUGCGACUUCUCCUGGGGCAUCACCGAGUCUGUUCUCAAGGCAGAGUCUGUGGCUUCCUCACCCCAGUUCUGCGAUUCGAACCUGUAUCUCUGGAACAUCACAGGAGAUGGGCUCUUGCACAAAGUCAAAGGAGUGAAGCUAAAAACCCGACCAGCACAGUGUACAGAUUUUGUCAGUAUUAAAAAGCAGCUUGACCUCCUGGAAAAAAUGAAAGUCACCCAUUACAGAUUUGCACUUGACUGGGCACUAAUUUUACCCAAUGGAGAUUUGUCAGUGAUCAACAGACAAGUUCUUAGAUAUUACAGAUGCAUGAUUACUGAAGUACUAAAACUCAAUAUUCAAUCUAUGGUCACCUUAUACUACCCAACUCACGCCUACCUGGGCCUGCCAGGUCCUUUGCUGCAGGCAGGAGGAUGGUUAAAUCAAUCGACUGCCCAUGCUUUUCAAGACUAUGCAGCUUUAUGCUUUCAAGAACUCGGCGAUUUGGUUAAACUGUGGAUCACAAUAAAUGAGCCUAACCGACUGAGUGAUGUCUAUAAUAGGAGCAGCAAUGAUACCUACCAGGCAGCACACAAUUUAUUAAUAGCACACGCCAUGGCCUGGAAAAUAUAUGAUGAGCAAUACAGACCCUUUCAGUACGGUCAAGUGUCCCUGUCACUGCAUUCGGACUGGGCUGAGCCUGCCAACCCCUACUUUGAGUCUCACUCAAAAGCUGCCAACAGAUUUCUUCAGUUUGAAAUUGGCUGGUUUGCCGAUCCAAUAUUUAAGACCGGGGACUAUCCAGCUGCUAUGAGGGAAUACAUUCUCUUUAAAAACAGAAAAGGCCUCUCAUACUCUUCAUUGCCGUAUUUCACACAGGAGGAAAAGCAGCUUGUCAAGGGUGCAGCUGACUUCUACGCACUGAAUCAUUUCACCACAAGAUUCGUGAUUCAUGAACCGCAAAACGGGAGCCAGUAUGAAUUUGACCGUGAUGUCCAGUUUCUGCAGGACAUCACCUGCCUGAGCUCCCCUUCCCGUUUAGCUGUGGUGCCUUGGGGGAUACGCAAAGUUCUAAAAUGGAUUAAGAAAACCUAUGGUGACAUCGAUGUUUACAUCACCGCAAAUGGAAUAGAUGACCAGUCCUUAGACAAUGAUGAACUCCGAAAUUAUUACUUAGGAAAAUACAUACAAGAGGUUUUAAAAGCAUACUAUAUCGACAAAGUCAAGAUUAGAGGUUACUAUGCAUUUAAACUGACUGAAGAAAAAUCUAAGCCCAGAUUUGGAUUCUUCACUUCUGAUUCCAAAGGAAAGCCUUCAAUAAAAUUUUACAAUAACCUCAUAAGCAAUAACGGCUUUCCUGCAGAAUAUUCAACCUGUCAUCCAUCAAACAAGGAAAAACAGUGUAGCUUCUGUUUGUUUAUUUCUCAGAAGAAGCCACUGAUAUUCUUUGCCUGCUGUCUUUUCUCUACUCUUAUCCUGCUUUUAACAAUUAUUAUUUUUCACAAAAGAAAAAGAAGAAAACGUUAUAAGGCAAGAAGUGUCCAGCGCAUCUGUGUUUCAUUUUAAAAAGGGGCCAUAAACCCACUUUCAACUAGAUUCCCCACCGUCUGCACUCUACAGAGGAUAAUAUGGAUCAGACAGUUAUAGAAAAGCACUAUGCGAGUCACUCCAGUUAUACACACCAUGCAUUUCAGUUGAAAAUGGAAAAUUGUAAGCACAGGAAGAGCUAUGAUGACAUUUGUUUCUGGUAAAAUUACUUUUAUCCACUUCCUUUACAUAGAAGAUGAAUUCAACUAUUUAAAGGAAAAAGAGAAGAAAAUCAAAAGACUCUCCUGUGCCUUGGAAUAAACUUUCAAACAGUUUGACUUGAAAAGACAUAUUAAGCUGUGAGAACUGAUACGCACUUUAAUAUGAACCUCUUUGAACCAAAACUUGUUGUGAUGUAUAUUCAUGCUGUGAAUGUUGUUGAGUAUGAAACUGCAGUUGCUAGGGGAUGUAAAUAAGAGUUAUUAAAAGCCACAAACUUCGGCUGACUACAACACCAAGAAUUAAAUAUGCUGGGCCAGAUUCUGAAGAUACUUCCAAAAGAACAAAUCCAAAUAACUCCACUACAGACUAGCAUAACUAUCUGUUAUGUAUUGCAUGAAGCAGAAAUCAGAUUUUAACAUCUUAUUUUAAGUGAAUGUAACUGGACCCACAGGACACAAGUUAUAUACAAUCACCAUCUUUUCAGAAGGGGGCAGUCACAUUUUUAUUAGACAACAUCAAAACAGAUAGUAUUUAUGAAUCUAGCCAGAAGAAUGAUGAACAUAAUUCUAAAUUGCUCUUUUCAUAGAAAUAAACUAUCAUCUUAGUUCUGGUAUAGUACCAGCGCGAACCAUGAGAUGAGUGGAAUAAAACCAUUAGACCAAUUUGUUUAGAAGCACUUAUUCCAUUAAAAAUUCUGUGCAAAUCUCUCCUAUAAAAAUAACAUUUUCCACGUUUCUGCCAGAACAUCUUUCUUUACAGUGU
Molecule: messenger RNA, 4080 nt
Organism: Dromaius novaehollandiae (emu)
Lineage: Eukaryota; Metazoa; Chordata; Aves; Casuariiformes; Dromaiidae
Gene: KLB
Product: klotho beta
Exons: 5
Coding region: 115-3135 (1006 amino acids)
Biological process (GO): carbohydrate metabolic process
Molecular function (GO): hydrolase activity, hydrolyzing O-glycosyl compounds
Source: RefSeq, a predicted model, not a curated record